Cladophialophora carrionii CBS 160.54 is the source of this 1023-nucleotide messenger RNA. RefSeq lists its product as uncharacterized. NCBI's taxonomy places the organism in Eukaryota, Fungi, Ascomycota, Eurotiomycetes, Chaetothyriales, Herpotrichiellaceae. Gene Ontology annotation, cellular component: nucleus. Gene Ontology annotation, molecular function: ribonuclease III activity; double-stranded RNA binding. Gene Ontology annotation, biological process: primary miRNA processing; rRNA processing; regulation of gene expression. The record is from RefSeq and is a predicted model, not a curated record. Bases 1 to 1023 code for a protein of 340 amino acids. The transcript has a single exon.
AUGGCCGAGUCCGACAAUAAGCGCAAGUACGGAGGCGGUCACCUUCAGCCCGCCAAAAAGGUCCGCAGAGACGGGCCUUGCUCGCGAAAACAUCACAAUGUCCUCCCCGAACCUGCUAGCGAUGGACUUCCGCGUCUCCCCCAGAUCAGCAAUGAAUACCGGAAUGUUGUCUUCACCCACCCCAGCCAGGCGCCUCAGGACCCUCAAGCCAGCUAUGACCGACUCGAGUUCCUUGGUGACGCCUACCUCGAACUCUACGCGACACAGUUGAUAUUCAAUCGCUUUCCCGAUCUCGAAGUCGGCAAAAUGUCCCAACUGCGGGAGACACUGGUCAGAAACGAGACGAUCGGUCAAUACGCCAGCCUCUACAGUCUCGACAGACAGCUCAAGAACUACAAGCAGUUUCAAAACAGCCCGCCCCACGUAUGGCUCAAGGUCAAAGGCGACGUCUUCGAAGCGUACGUCGCAGCCGUUGUCCUAUCCAGCCCGGACGGCGCAGAGACGGCCAAAAGCUGGCUCCACCAGUUGUGGGAACCAAAGGUCCAAGCAGUCGCUGCCAGCACUCCUCCGAAGCCAAAGAAGACCAAGGAGGAACUGGCCAAGAAGAUUCUGAUGAAGGGGACCAAGAUCAACUACGUCGACGAAAAGGCUCCCGUGGUCCAUUACGGUCAAGGCCGGGAAGAAUACUUCGUCGGCGUGUAUUUCACUGGUUUUGACUGGGAGAAUCAGUAUUUGGGAAGUGGCCGAGGUCCCAGUCGAGUCGAGGCCGGCAUGUUUGCAGCAGCAGACGCGCUCAAGAAUCCGCUGGUGGACCACAUCGCCGGAGAGAAGGCGAAGGCCUUGGUGCAGCGUGAGAAGGAUGCUGUAGCCGUCAAGGACAAAGGAAUGCAGAAAGAGCAAGAGUUGGGUCGUGGCAAUGCCGAGGCGGUGAAGCCGGAAUCAUUGACAGAAUCGAGAGAGCCGCAAGCUUCUGCAGAGAAGCCGCCAGACGAGCAACUUCGAGGCCCCCAUAUGGUAGUAUGA